Molecule: messenger RNA, 508 nt
Organism: Uranotaenia lowii
Lineage: Eukaryota; Metazoa; Arthropoda; Insecta; Diptera; Culicidae
Product: GATOR complex protein MIOS-like
Exons: 2
Coding region: 20-508 (162 amino acids)
Source: RefSeq, a predicted model, not a curated record
GCGAUGAUCGAAUCUGGUUAUGAUGAACUGGAUAGAUUUUGGCAUCGGUAGUGGACUUGACGCCAUCGUGACACUGCUCAGCUGCUGUGUGGAUGGACUUUUGACCGGAACAAAGAUUAUCUUUCCAUGCCUUCAUCGACGAGCUGUGUGCGAGUAUGGAAUCCACCAGAGCAGCUCUCAUUGCUUGCUUCCAUUUUCGCAUUACGCAGACAAUCGAAAUACUGGGUCGAGGUGCGGAACUAACGUCCGACCCAAGUUCACUACUGCAGCCAUCGCAUCGUCCGGGUUCAGCGCAGAGCGAACUGGGCUCUGGCACAAACAGUGUGGAACAGCCCGCACCCAUAUCGAUGACCCGUAUCUGAGGUGCAUGUUCUCGUUCCUAGCGCAUGAAGAAGAUGGGUUCGAAACCGUAACCAAUGAAACGGAAAUAUCCCUUUACGAUCGCAUGGCCUUUGCUUGCAACUUCCUCUCCGACUUGAAGCUGCCGAAUACAUUAAAAAGAUUGUGA